UUUUUAUACAUAUAAUUCGAUAAAAGUCCAGAAGAUUGCGCAUGUUGUAAUUUCUAGUUAGAAGUUAAGAGGGAAGAAUUAUUUACAAUUUGAAGUUUAUUUAUUAAUGAUUUAUUAUUUAAGAAUCUACUCAUGCAUAAUUUAAUUCCUAAAACUGUAAAGUGGUUUCAUACUAAGAAACUAUUAAUAUCAAAUCAAAUAGAGUUAAAGUUUUCUUGUUCAUCUAUAAUAAAAAAUAUUACUUCAAUUACUAUGACAGUUGAAGAAAAAGAUUUAGAAUUUGAAACAGUCCACACUGAAUUGCAUACAUUAACAUGGUUGCAUAAAAAUGCACCUUGUUUUGCCUUAAGAGGAUCUGAGAUCAAAAUAAUUCAUGAACCAAAUGUAUUUUAUUCUGUUCUUGUACAAAAAUGUAAAAAUGCAAGAAAAAGAAUAACAUUUGCAUCAUUAUAUUUAGGCACAGGAAAAUUAGAAUCUAAUUUAGUAAAUGCUAUUAAUGAAGCUUUAAUUUCAAGCAAUGGUAAUGUUGAAGUUAAAAUUUUAUUAGAUUUUAUGAGAGGAUCCAGAGGUAAAUUAAAUUCUCGUAAAAUGUUAGAACCAUUACUUAAUGGAAAAUAUAAUCAUAGUUGUCAGAUUUUUUUAUAUCAUACUCCUAAACUUCGUGGAUUCUUAAAAAUGAUUAUUCCAGAUCGCUUUAAUGAAUUAAUAGGAUUACAGCAUAUGAAAUUGUAUAUGAUAGAUAAUGAUAUAAUAAUUAGUGGUGCUAAUCUUAGCAAUGAUUAUUUUACAAAUAGACAAGAUCGUUAUUUUGUGAUUGAGAAUUGUAAAGAACUUUGUGAUUUUUAUGACGAGUUAGUUCAAAAAGUAGGAGAAUUUAGUUUUGUGCUUCAAUCAGAUGGAAGUACAAUAUUAAAUUCUGCUAUGAAAAUUGAUCCUCUUAAAGAUCCUAUCACAUUUAUAGAAGAAGCAGCAUAUAGUAUAAGAAUUUUGUUUCAGAAGCAAUUUGAAGAAUCUUCUGAUCUUGAAAAAAUAGAAAAAAAUUUAGAUGUAGAUACUUGGAUUUUUCCUUUAAUACAAAUGGGCCAAUUAAAUAUUUAUCACGAUAGUCAAAUAACAUUGAAACUUCUACAGACAGCUCCACCAGGUACAACUCUCAAAUUAGCAACUGGUUAUUUUAAUUUAACUUCAGAAUAUAGUGAAGCAUUACUUAAACAUUGCCAAGCGACAUGUCAUCUUUUAACAGCACAUCCAUCUACUAAUGGUUUCUUCUCUGCAAAGGGUAUUGCUGGUAGUAUCCCAGCAGCAUACACGAAAUUAGAGGAAUCAUUUGUUAAAAAUUGCAACAAAUUAGGGCAACAAAAUAGAAUAACUUUAUGGGAAUUUAUUAGACCAGGAUGGACUUAUCAUGCCAAAGGACUUUGGUAUUUCUUACCAAACCAAGAAAAACCUUGUCUUACUCUUAUUGGAUCUCCUAAUUUUGGUUAUAGAUCAGUUAACAAAGAUUUAGAAACCCAAAUUGCUAUUUUAACCAAAAAUAAAAGUUUACAACAUGAACUACAAAAAGAGCAUGAACGCUUAUUUUCGUGUGCGACACGUGUAACGAAUAAAACCUUUUUUGAACAAGAUAGAAUUCCUCCGACUUGGGUAUGUGCUAUUGUUGCUCUAUUUCGAUAUUAUUUUUAAUUUUAUAUUUAUCUAUUCUUUAUUAGUAUUAUAUCCAUGGAAUGAUCAUUGGAUGUAAUCUAAGUCAUAAAACCUAUGUAUGAAUAUUUAUUCAUGCUAAUUAUUUUCCAAUUUCUUUAUAUGAAAUAAAAACUAUAAAAAA
Apis florea (little honeybee) is the source of this 1825-nucleotide messenger RNA. It is a transcript of the gene PGS1, whose product is annotated as Phosphatidylglycerophosphate synthase 1. NCBI's taxonomy places the organism in Eukaryota, Metazoa, Arthropoda, Insecta, Hymenoptera, Apidae. The record is from RefSeq and is a predicted model, not a curated record. Gene Ontology annotation, cellular component: mitochondrion. Gene Ontology annotation, biological process: cardiolipin biosynthetic process. Gene Ontology annotation, molecular function: CDP-diacylglycerol-glycerol-3-phosphate 3-phosphatidyltransferase activity.